UAAAAGUUAAUGAGCCUCCCUCGCUGUCUGACAAGAGGAAGCAGGUAACCUUGUAGGAGACAGAAAAUCCCCGUGCCAACUUAGGCGUAAAAAAAAUUAAAAAUAAAAUACACAAUGAGUGAUUCAGAACAGCAACAAGAGGAUGAAAAGUUGUCCCAGCUUCAGUGGCCUGAGAAUGGAGAAGAGUGGAGUGAUGGAGAGGAUGGGACCAAUAUGGACUGUGGGCUUCUGCAGGCCAUGGCUGAGGAAGAUGAGGAGAUAAACGUCCACAAUGACGAGACGUUUGGACUGGAUCUAGAUGCUCACAGGACCCCAGAGGACCCCAGCAGCAAUGUGCUUCAGUUUGAAGAGCCGCCGCCGCCGCCGCCGCCGCCGCCUCCACCAGUACCCAAACCCUCAUCCUGCCACAGCUCCCCCUCCCCUCCGAGACAGAGGCCGCAGUAUGUGCCCUGGGCUCCCCCAGGGCUGCGUAGCAGAGGGAGUGGACAGAGAGGCGGGCUGGGUAGGGGCCAGAUGUUUGAAGACCCAGCUGUGAUGAGUUUAGUGGAGGGGCGACUAAGCAUCAAGACUCUGGACAGUGCCAUAGUGGACCUUGGGAAUACGCUGUACCAGAAGACCUUUGAGGAUGAUUAUACGUCACCCUCUUCCAGAAAGACUAGAAGAAUCUCAGAAUCAAUACUUCAGGAUACUGCUAUAGUGUGUGUGAUUGAUGGUCACAGAGGCAGAGGUCAGCACCUGACCUCCAACUUCAUGGAUGUGCCAUAUCCUGGCUCUCCCUUCAGAAGAGGGGAUCCCAGAGGAUCAUAUUGCAGUAGACAGUUUGACCAAGGAAGCCCCAACCAGAUGCAUGCAUCCAUGGUACAAGGAUCACCCAUCUUCUCACGUCAGCCAUUAACCCCACGGCAACAUUACAAUCAGAUAGGGGGCUUCAUGCCUUGCCCCUCCACUCCUCAGUCUCUGCCUCCAAAGAUGAUGCAACUUCGCUUUGGUGCCAACUCGCCAAGGCCGUCCACCUUUUACAGCCCCUUGUCUAAUCCAGUGCAGCAGUUCAGGCACCCCGGUCCCGUCACCCAGCUCCACCCCCAACAUAAACGACUUCUUAGUCAAAAACAACAUAUAUUCCAAAGAAAAACAGAGGACUGGGAUCCUUACUGUAAUCUCAUGACGGCCAAAGAGAAGGAGUGGAUCACCAGGCUGCAGAUGAUUCAGCUGCAAAGCGAGAAUCCAUACCACGAGGACUACUAUUACCAGGAAUACUAUCGGCGAAUAGAAGCUAAGCUGGCAGAGGAAGAGCUGGGCAUCAGGAGCAAGAGGGAGCCACCCAAGCUCACCACACCUUACAUCACGAAAACCGACACUUACGCACCAGUGGUGCACAUUGAAGGCUCUUUGGGUCAAGUUGCUGUGUCCACAUGUUACUCUCCUCGCCGUGCCAUCAGCGCAGUCAAUGCUGUCCAAGCUCAGGGGCCACUCGAGGAACAAAAAGACAUCAGACAACAGCGAUUAGAGGUCCUCGGCAAAAUAGAAAAGCUGUUCAUGGUUCUGUUAGAGGUCGAGGAGGCGGAGAGGAUGAAAACCACAGUCUUGUCUGAAGCAGAAGAAAGAAGGAUAAUAGAGAAGUCGCAGGCAAAAGUGGAGCACAUCUACUCCCAGCUGCAACAUCACAAUCCCCUAGAUACAGGAGUGGAGUUUCUUCCUUUCCUGCUGGUCUCAAAAGGCAAAAGGCUUCUCGCCCGCUUGCUCCCGUUCCUGAAAAGCGAUACUGCACUGAAAAUCUUGAGCAUUGUGACAUGUAACCUACCUGCGCUGAUGAGCAGAGAUCCAGAAGAGGCCCUUCCAGUGCUUUACCCGCCUCUUCGAAACGUGAUUGGAGGCCUGACGUUCAGUCAGCUGAUUGGCGUUCUCAAAGAUCUGACAUCAUCUGAGUCUCUGACGACAUACGAGUCUCUCACGCUGGCAUGUCAGAACAAGUUUGGACUGUCCUUGCUCUAUGCUCUCCUGUCCCAAGGAGAGAAGCUGCUGUCCUCAGGUGUUCCUCUAGAGCCCAUCAUCGGCGACUUCGAGACCUGGACAGACACAAUAUUCCAGGUGGCGGGACAGCUGUCCCAGUGUUCACUGGUGGAGCCGCUGCUCCUGCCCUCAAACCUGCUUACUCUCUUCUGCCGUUACCUGGACAAGCGCACUGUGCAUCAACUGAAAAGCAACAUGGAGUCUACUACUGGAUUCCUGGCUCUUGCAUCUUAAGGUGGACGUAAACUAAUGAGACAUUCAGCUCAUGACCAGGUCGUGAUGAGCACUAGAGUUAAAGGAGCAGAAGCACAGCGCUGACAGACUCUUCAGUGUUCAUUAACAACGGAAGAAUGAAUGUACAAAAAGCUUUGAUUAUUUUUUCCCCUCAUCCCUUCACAUUUUUGCACACUCAAACUGUUUCCCUUUUUUUAUUUCCUUUUUUAUCUAAUCUUUUUACUUUCCUCCCUUUGGCCUCUAGUAGGUUUCUUCAGUGCAAGUUAUUCUGAAAUCACAAACCUGUUUUGUUUUAACCUUCCCAAGGUGUUGCCAUCUUUUCAUGAGACACCAUAAUAUACUGAGUUGGUAACGUUACAUUAACUAGUAGACGGAGCUGAUUUACUUAUCUUUUGCAUUCAGGACCAGAAACUUGAGAGAUCACUUACGGCGAUGAAGGUGGUGACCAGGUUGAGGAUUGUAUAGUAUUUAAGAUUGUACAGCUGGAACUAUAUGUUCAUUAUUAUAAUAAUAAUAACUAGAAGGAAGUUGUCAUGGCAUGGUCCAUCAAUAAAAACAAUGCAAUUUAUUUUUCUUUUGUAAAAAAGGCAUGCAUUGUGUCAACAUGUGUAGCAAGACUUAAUAUGAUGUAUUUGAUGUCAUUUUUAUUUAUUAUAUUAAUUUGGAAACAGUCAUUUAUAUUGCACCCUUGUAGAGCACUUGCAACACAAAUAAAAUAAAAAAAUCUUUAAAAAUGUG
Molecule: messenger RNA, 2982 nt
Organism: Cottoperca gobio
Lineage: Eukaryota; Metazoa; Chordata; Actinopteri; Perciformes; Bovichtidae
Gene: patl2
Product: PAT1 homolog 2
Biological process (GO): deadenylation-dependent decapping of nuclear-transcribed mRNA; P-body assembly
Cellular component (GO): P-body
Molecular function (GO): RNA binding
Source: RefSeq, a predicted model, not a curated record